AAGUACAUUAGCCCGUAAAAAGCUGGAAGAUCAUUUACGUCGCAAGGACAGUGAUGUACAGGGCCUGGAGGAGCACAGUCGUACGUUAGAGCGAGAACUGAGGGCUAAGGAAGAUGCUGAGGCAGAGCUCCUUAGCCAAGUGAGAAUCAUGGAAAUGGAUCUGGCCCACAAGUCAGAAGUCAGGUCAGGUUUCUCCAAAGAAGGUGCACAACUCUCAACCUUUACAACCAGUUCUUCAAUAAUCCAUUCUGAAGCUGAGGCAGAGGUUCUGCAACGCAAAAUGGAAGAGCUCAUUAUGGGCAAGAAGCGAGCUGAGACUGAGAUCAAGACCUUGAAGUCUGAAUUGAACUCAGUCAUUGUCCACAAAACUGUGGCUGAGGAGAAAGCCCAACGUUUCAAAGAACUCUUAGAUGAGGCAAACAGCAGGCUGUUGAAGCUGCAAGUGGAAAUGGAUGCAGAUAGGUCCAACAUGAGACAGAAAGCAGAGGAGUUAAGACAAGAAUCUUCUGAACUGAAAAAGUCUGUCUAUGUGUAUCAAGAGCAAAUCAAGUCUCUCCAAAGAGACAAAUCGGCUCUGGAGCAGAGAGUGCUGUUCCAGAAGACAGAGGUUGAUGGCAUAAAGGACCAGCUCAAGGUCAACCAAGGAAAACUUUUACAGUGGACCUCCUUGGAACAGGAGAGCACUCAUAAGUUGAGGUGCCUAGAAGAUGAGUUGUCUUCCAAACAGACUGAAGUAGAGCAGAUGGCAUUUAAGGUCAAUGAACUUAAUAGAAAGAAUCAGUUAUUGGAAAGUGAUACCCGACAUCUUAAGGUAAGUAUUGAGUCAAUCCAGCAAGACAAAUCACAUGCUGACCAAAAGAUUAAAACCCUGAAAGGUGAAGCAGAGGUUUUGAAGGAGCAACUGCAGAGAGCCAAAGAAGAGAUCAAUUUGAAGACAAGAACAGAGAAGGAAGCUCAACACAAAAUGAAAAACCUUGAAUUGGAGCUUCAGAAAAGUUCCUUGCAAUUGACACAGCUUGCUAAGAAAGUAGAAGAACUCAAGAAGAUUAACAUGGACAGUGAGCGUUCCAUUAAAAAUGCGAAAGCAGAACUCGAUAGAGCAUCCAUCGAGAUUGAGAGUAAGGAACAGCAAAUUAAUAUACUCAGAUCCCAGGCAGAAAGUGCAAAAUCUCAGGUGAAAAUAGUUGAAGAGGAACUUCAGAAUAAAACACAGGUAUCUCAUGAGCUUCAAAUCAAACUUAAAGAUUACAAUGAAGAAGCCAAAAAGACAACCGAGCUACAGCAGAAGAUCAAGUCUCUCACACUGACCAUCACCAACUAUGAAAAAGAUAUUUCAAAUCUCAAAGCAGAGUUGAGUUCCAUAACCACCGAGAGGAAUCUGGCUAAUCAGAAGGUUCAGGAACAUAAAGUCGAGAUAAAUAACUUGAACAUGGCUUUAAAAAAAGCCAUAGGAGAAUCUCAAAGGGAGUCAUCUGAAGGUAAGAAGAGCAUGUCAAAGGUGAGAGAACUUGAAAAUGAGCUUUUGAAAUGUAAGCAGACGAUUAGCAGGAUCAGUGGAAGUUCAGAAAAAGCCGCAGUAAGCCUGAAACAGGACAUUUCAUCUCUUCAGAGGGAUAAGCAAACCGCUGACCAGAAGUUACAGGUGUUAAAAUGUGAAUUUGAUGAUCUUAGUUCCACUCUAAAAAGAACAAAAGAUGAGCUACAGCGGGUGACUGAAGAAAACCGGUUAAGUCAGUCCAAAUUCAAAGAAUUGGAGGCAGAACUCCAAAGGAAAAGUUCUGUUAUGCGAGAAUUGAGCUCAAGCGCAGAUAAAUCUGUACUGAAUUUAAAACAAGAACUAGUCACUUUUCAAAAGGAUAGAAAUGCUGCAGAAGACAAAAUAACAAGUUUAACUCUCCAAACAUCAGAACUUAAGCAGAAGUUGAAACAAACCCAGGAAGAGCUUAAGCAGAAGCAAAAUCAAACGGCAGCUGCUGAGUUGAGGUCACAAAAGCUUGGUGAACAAUUGGAAAACUGUAAAAAGAUGCUUGAUGAUCUCAAAGGUAAACUCGACCUACAAAAGAAAGGCUAUGAGACUCAACUGCAGUUAGUGCAGGCUGAAAUGGAGCAAAAGCUUUCUCUGCAAGAAUCACGCUUAAAGUUGGAGCAUGAGAGGAAAUCAAAGGAGCACUCUCAUACUGUGGAAACUGCAGAGAGAGACAACAAGAACCUGUCUCAAGAAUUGGAAAAGCUGAAAGCAUUCAUUGCUAAUGCAACAAAAGCCAAACAGGAAGCUGAACAACACCUUUGCAAUGUUCGUACACAGUUGGACGAAUCUGACAGACAGAGGGGAAUUCUUGACCUUGAACUUCUCAAAGCAAAAUCAAAGAUUUCUGAGUUGGAAACUGAAAAAAUCAGGGUCAAAUCCAGUAUUUUUCAACUCGACAAUAUUCACAAAGACAGCUCAAACGAGAUAUCAAGGUUAAAGCGAAUGUUGGCAGAGACUGAGCAGAAAUUGGACAUCUCAGAAAGGGAAGCAAGAUCUCUAAAAGAACAGAUUGUCUCAUACAUCAAGGAAAUGAAGUCUCUACAGGAGAAGAAUCUGAAGCUUGAGGUAGCAGUCAACUCUGAGCAGAAGCAUCUAAAAGAAUUGGAGGCACUUGGACAAGCCAAUCAUCAGUGUGCAAAAGACGAAGAGCUGACAAAGCUCAAGACUGAACUUCAGCUGACUCAGAAAACUGUUGUGUCAUACGAAGAAGCGAAACAGAGCCUGGAGGAGGAACUAAAGAAAAUGAAAAUGAGCUCUGAGGUACGACUUCAAUUGCAUUCACAGUUUUCUGUGAAAGAUUUCAUUAAAAGGUGAAGUGUGUAAUUUCUU
Messenger RNA from Ctenopharyngodon idella (grass carp), 2857 nucleotides. RefSeq names its product plectin-like. The transcript has a single exon. The record is from RefSeq and is a predicted model, not a curated record. Lineage: Eukaryota; Metazoa; Chordata; Actinopteri; Cypriniformes; Xenocyprididae. The coding region runs from base 149 to 2842 and encodes 897 amino acids.